Messenger RNA from Schistocerca gregaria, 600 nucleotides. RefSeq names its product piggyBac transposable element-derived protein 3-like. NCBI's taxonomy places the organism in Eukaryota, Metazoa, Arthropoda, Insecta, Orthoptera, Acrididae. The record is from RefSeq and is a predicted model, not a curated record. The coding region runs from base 1 to 600 and encodes 199 amino acids. The transcript has a single exon.
AUGACUCGAAACCGAUACUUCACCAUUAGAAGUAAUUUGAAGGUGACAGACGAUAAUGCUGUAACAGAGGAAACUAGAAGGAAAGAUAAGUUGUGGAAAAUAAGGCCACUUUUAGAACAUGUAAAGAGAGCAUGCCUCAGUUUACCUCAAACUCCUGAAGUGGCAGUGGAUGAACAAAUGAUCCCAUUUACUGGAGCAUGUGCAAUGAAACAAUGUGUCAGGGGAAAGCCAAAUCCUGAAGGGCUUAAAAAUUUUGUGUUGGCUGCUCCUUCAGUACUAGUCCUUGACUUUGAGAUUUAUCAGGAUAAAGGAACUUUCCCACAAGCUAUUGGUCAACAAUUAAAACAAGGAAUAGGAUUCUCAGCAGUCCUCAGGCUUUGCCAGAGUCUUCCAGAAGGAACACUCGUGUUCUUUGAUAGGUAUUUUACCUCUGUUCCUUUACUGGAAUCAUUGGCUGAAAAAAACUUGCCCGCCAUUGGUACAAUCAUGAAGUCAAGAAUACCCAGAGCAGUCCCUCUGAAAGCAGACAAGAUUCUUGCAAAUCAAGUAUGUGGGUCUGUUGAGCAGUCAGUGAGAAAAGCAAACAAAUUUCUAUUGUAA